Messenger RNA from Trichoderma harzianum CBS 226.95, 1380 nucleotides. RefSeq lists its product as hypothetical. Lineage: Eukaryota; Fungi; Ascomycota; Sordariomycetes; Hypocreales; Hypocreaceae. Gene Ontology annotation, biological process: acetoin biosynthetic process. The record is from RefSeq and is a predicted model, not a curated record. Gene Ontology annotation, molecular function: acetolactate decarboxylase activity. The transcript has a single exon. The coding region runs from base 348 to 1067 and encodes 239 amino acids.
UUUAAGAGGGGCCGCCGUCUGUCAUAGUAAAACUUUGCCCCAUCAGAAACAAGCUCCCCGUUUCGCUCCGAUUUAUCGGCCUCACGAAUGUAUAGCCGUUCAUCAAGAGAGAAGCCGAUUUUAAGCGAGCACUCACAUAUUCAUUCACGGUAAAGCGCAGAUAUAUAGGAUGAGGAGCGUCAGUUUCCAUCAUCCAACAGACGGCAAAACUCAGCUCUCGUCGUUAGUUCCAUAACUGGACAGCUUAGUUGGAGACGCCACCGGUACAGGCAUUCACCUCGCUCGUGUAUUCCACGUGGCAACUCGCGGAAUAUACUUCCUCUCUAUCACAUCAGUCGCAUACAAAGAUGGCACCAAACGAAUUGUUCCAGUAUUCCAUCGUCACGGCGUUGAUGGACGGUGUAGCGGAGAGUGGCCUUCCUCUAUCAGACCUCCUCCCCCGCGGAGAUUUUGGCCUCGGCACGUUUCGACACAUGGUUGGCGAAAUGAUUGUUCUUGAUGGUGUCAUUUACCAGAUGAAGGCUGAUGGCUCGGUGACCUCGUUCGGCCGUGACCAGCUAAACACGACCGUAACACCUUUCGCCAUGGUUACGCAUUUCCGCCCAACUUUAUCAACAAAGGUGACGGUGAAGAGCAAGGGAGACUUUGGAAAAUUGCUUACAGAUCUUAUGCCACAAGCGAAAAACAUUUUCUCGUCUAUAAGACUGGAAGGCAAAUUUAAAGCUGUUGUGGUCCGGACAGUCGGUGGCCAGCAGCACCCCGGCGAGAAGCUUUCGAAGUUGGCAGAAUCCCAAGUAGCGCAUUCAUUUGAGGACGUCCAAGGAUCGAUUGUGGGAUUCCGUUCUCCUUCGUAUAUGCAGGGCAUCAGCGUUGCCGGAGACCACCUACACUUUAUUUCUGCAGAUAGACGCCAAGGUGGGCAUCUCCUUGAACUGCAGACGGAUGGCGAAGCAGAGCUUGCAAUUGCCGCCAUUCGGAUCAUACACACGGAGUUGCCCACUAGUGACGACUUUAUCCAGGCAACAUUACAGACGGAUAGUGAAGGCAUAACAAAAGCAGAGAGCUAAUGCGGCAUCAUUGAUCAUUUUAACGCACAUAUUACAUCUAGACUAGUCCUAUCCGUAUCAGUACAUAGCCUUGGUUUUCAGUCUACUCGAAACCUAGGCUCAAGUUUCUAUCUUUAAUAAUAGCGACUCAAUAAUGUCAUCAUGUAACCAAUAGCAAAUGUCUUCUUAUGAAGAGAGGAAGGAAAUUGCAAUCUACAAGGAAAAGAUAAAAGAAUGAGAUCGAAAAUGUGGGUCAUAUUCGCCAGUGAUAUUCUCUAUAGGCAGGCAAUUCAGAAGCUUUCUAACAUGUUGGUGUCUCAUUUUCGCCAGUCAG